AUGGAUAGCAUAGAGAAGGAAGUAGACAACGAAAGAGGAUAUUGGUCAAAACACUCUUCUGCCAAUGGACAGACCUAUUAUUACAAUGUAAAGACUGGGCAAUCUUAAUGGGAUAAACCUGAGUGUCUUCAGGAUGAAGAGUCAGAAGUUGAAGAGGAAUGGCAAUAAUAUUUAACAGAAGAUGGUAAGCCAUAUUGGUACAAUCGCAUAACGAGAGAGAGUAAAUGGCAGAAGCCAGAAGAGGAACAAUAAACGUAUGGAAAUAUAAUAUUAGUGCAGAUCAGGAGAGGAAGAGGACAUCAUCCCGCCAAAUCCGAUCGACUAAUUUACUUAAUUAUUGAAGGAUAAUAAGAUUACAUCUAGUGUUAAGUGGGAUUCAGUUGUUAAACAAUUACAAAGUGAUUCAAGAUGGAAAUGCAUAGGGAGCAUUAGUCACAAGAAGAAGAUUUAUAAUCAGUAUUUGGAAGAGAUGAAAAAGCAAGAAAAAGAAGAGAACAAAACUAAAUUGAGUAUGGCAAAGGAGGAUUUUAUGAAAAUGUUGGAGGAACACAAGAUCCUCUCUUCAGACAUAAAGUUAUGGAAAGUAUAAAGUUAUCUUGUUACAGAUGCAAGAUGGAAAGCAAUCCCUGAUGAAAAGGAAAGGGAAAAUUUAUUCCAGGAUUAUUUAGAUAAGUUAUAUAAACAAGAGUAAGAGUAGAUGAAGGAGAGUCGCAAAACGACCACUGAAGAUUUCAGAAAAAGGUUACAAAGACAUAUAGAAAUAGGAGUCUUAAGUCAUAGUUCCACUUGGGAUGAGUGCUUGAAGCUAUUUAGUCAAGAUAGACUCUUGUAACAGAUGUUGCCAAUUGAUGCUCUUGGAGUCUUUGAAGAAGUAUAAAAUUCUCUUAUUUAGGUUAUCAACCCUCUUUAUGAACAAUGGAGAUAGUCAAUCAUCUCUAAAUACAGGUAGAAUAGGAUCAACUUUAGGGAAUUGCUCUAGGAACACCUGGCGGAAGGCUUAUUGACACACAAGACUAAAUGGGGUUAAUUUGUAUAGACAAUAUAAUAAGAUGAUAGAUUUAUUUGCAUGCUCGGACAACCAGGGUCACAACCUCAUGAGUUGUUUUAAGAUUUCAUUUCACAUUUAAAGUAGAACCACUAGUUAUAUAAAUCGGAGUUAAAGAUGCAUCUCUAAUAAAAGGGAGUCAAGGUGUUAACCAAUGUAAGCUUUGAAGAAGUGGAAGCAUACUUUGUUGAUAAUCAGAUUUGGUCAAAAAUGCCAUCACAUGAAAAGAAAUAUUAUUAUCGCUACUUCUAAGAAAACAUCAAGUAGUCAUCCAACAUUUAGUCCAAGCGAUAUAAGAAGAUGUGUAAAAGAUACAUUAAAUUAUUAAAAUCAUUACCUGAUUACAAAUCUUAUGAAGAGAUGUUACCAAUUAUCAAUUAAAAGAUUUAAGAGAAUCCAAAACUUGCUGGAUUAGUCGAAGAACAAAAGAAGGCACAAUAUGAAUCAUUUGUUGCCAAUCUCUAGUAGCUGUAAUCAUAAUAAUAACAAAAUUAAUCAUAGCAAAUAUCCAUUGUUUCUAUAGUUAGUUAAUAAUAAUAAUAAUAAUAGUAGUUGUAAUAGAUCUAAUAAUAACAAUAACAAUAAUAAUAAUUAUUUAUAUAAUAAUAAUAAUAAUAAUAAUAAUAAUAAUAAUAAUAAUAAUAAUAAUAAUAGUAAUAAUAAUAAUAAUAAUUAUAAUAAUAAUAAUCUACAUAAAUUCAAGAAGAACCUAUUUAAUAAUAAUAGACAUCUGAAAAAGAUUAAAGUGAAAGAAAGAAGAAAAAAAAGAAGGAGAAAAAGGAGAAGAAGGAAAAAAAAUAAAAGGAGGAGGGUUCUAUAAGACAAGAUCUCAGUUAAGUUGAACCAGAGAAGUCAAAAAAUGUAAAAUAAGAGCAUGAACCAGAACCUGGAGAAAUCUAACCCAAUUAUGAUUUUAAUGAUCAAGAGAAGUCAAAGAGCAAAGGGAAGAAGCACCGUAGAAGUCAUCGUAAGAGCAAGAAACAUCACAAAUAAUGA
Molecule: messenger RNA, 2041 nt
Organism: Paramecium pentaurelia
Lineage: Eukaryota; Ciliophora; Oligohymenophorea; Peniculida; Parameciidae
Source: the annotation of a GenBank genome assembly